AUGAUCCUAACCCGAUAUGUACUUUAUGUCCUAGUGGGCCUGGUCGCUGGACGCCUCCAGGAUGUGUUGCAGUCAGGAUGUGAUGGCACUGGCAUUGUGGAUGGCGGUCACUGCAAUGGCACAGGUGUUGUGGACGAUCCAAUCCCGCAUGACCGUGAAGGCUUCCAGUUCGAAAACCCAUCGACGAACUGCAAAUAUGUAUCGCAGAUGUAUAUCUGGGAUUCCUUCAAAGUCCUGGAGAAAGACAUGGCGAAGCUAUUCACGCUGAUCAACAAAGACGUUCAAUUCACCGUGGUCGGACACCAUCCAAUCGCCGGCCGCUACCACGACCUGCUCCAUUUCUAUGUCAAUGCACUGCGGCGAGUCAGCAUGUUGUUUUCCGACCAUGCCGACCUGUUUGAGAUCCACCCGCAGGGAAUCUACGGUGGAUGCAAUGCCGAGUGGUCGGUGGAAGAGAUCCAAUUCAAAGGCGUGAUGAAUUCCGGUGAGCAGGAUAUCCUCCGGCCCCGAUCCUUGUUGACCCAGCGCAGGGGAUAA
Messenger RNA from Penicillium olsonii, 537 nucleotides. The record is from the annotation of a GenBank genome assembly. NCBI's taxonomy places the organism in Eukaryota, Fungi, Ascomycota, Eurotiomycetes, Eurotiales, Aspergillaceae.